AUGCAGAACGACGCCGGCGAGUUUGUGGACCUCUACGUCCCUCGGAAGUGCUCUGCUAGCAACCGAAUAAUCGGCGCUAAGGAUCAUGCUUCUAUUCAGAUAAAUAUUUCUGAGGUUGACAAGGUAACGGGCAGAGUAAACGGCCAGUUCAAAACAUACGCCAUCUGUGGACCAAUUCGUCGAAUGGGUGAAUCAGAUGAUUCCAUCCUGCGUCUGGCAAAAAAUGGGAAUUGUUUCCAAGAACUUCUAACUGAAGAAACUCUGGUAUGGAACAUCUGA
This is a messenger RNA of Nestor notabilis (Kea), 279 nucleotides long. RefSeq names its product 40S ribosomal protein S21-like. NCBI's taxonomy places the organism in Eukaryota, Metazoa, Chordata, Aves, Psittaciformes, Psittacidae. Gene Ontology annotation, biological process: endonucleolytic cleavage to generate mature 3'-end of SSU-rRNA from (SSU-rRNA, 5.8S rRNA, LSU-rRNA); endonucleolytic cleavage in ITS1 to separate SSU-rRNA from 5.8S rRNA and LSU-rRNA from tricistronic rRNA transcript (SSU-rRNA, 5.8S rRNA, LSU-rRNA); translation. Gene Ontology annotation, cellular component: cytosolic small ribosomal subunit; ribosome. Gene Ontology annotation, molecular function: structural constituent of ribosome. The record is from RefSeq and is a predicted model, not a curated record.